Messenger RNA from Saccostrea echinata, 3449 nucleotides. RefSeq names its product A disintegrin and metalloproteinase with thrombospondin motifs like. The transcript is spliced from 14 exons. Gene Ontology annotation, biological process: proteolysis. Gene Ontology annotation, molecular function: metalloendopeptidase activity. The record is from RefSeq and is a predicted model, not a curated record. Lineage: Eukaryota; Metazoa; Mollusca; Bivalvia; Ostreida; Ostreidae. Bases 596 to 2386 code for a protein of 596 amino acids.
GCAGACAUCAUUUAUUUCUACAGAGCAAUUUCAAAUUUGUUUUUAAAGCACAGUGUAAUUAUAGGGAUUUAACUAGAUACCAAAUAUAGGCACAUGUCUUUUUCCAUAUCUGAAGUCUUUGGGGAUUUUCAACUUUGACAACAGUAAAGUCUGAAAACACAGGUAACCAACUAUUUGAUCUCCAACAAGUUGCCCUGAAGACAGUAAGCAGUCAAGCGUGACCAACGAAGGCACUAUUACGCGAACGUACGACCGUGAUUAACCCCUAUUACGAGCAUGACGGAAAAUCAACUACUUCCGAAGAGCUAGCUUUUUCUCCAGAGUGAUCGGCGAACUCGUCAACGAAAAAAGCUCAAGCGCAACUAACAUCCAGCGAAGCCUGUUCGUUAUCAAGUUCACGAUUACAGCUCUCCGGGGUGCAUCGUCUACAAUACAACACAUAGAACCAGAAACAGAAUGGAAAAAAACAUUUUAAUUUAAAAGAUUCUUUCAAUGAGGAUUUUACAAAUAACUUCAGCUAUUAAGGCCAUCGUCGAUGUGAUUUGAUUUCUGUUAUUUUUAUAUAUUUAUUUAUUGAGUGAUAUUUUUAUCUAUUAUGGAAUUUACACAAAUCUUCAAGACUUAUUUGCUUACCCUCUUCAUAUCCACGUGCACAAGUUAUUCACAAUGGCAAAAUAAGCUUACACGACAUCCAAUUAAUCGAUGGAAUCCGUCCAGACCCUGGCAACCAGGUGUCUCGAGAAAUCAACACGUUUCAGGAAUAAAAAGUAAGGCGCACGUGCCUGGUAUCCAAGGAAGUGUUCCAGCAGAUAUCCAUGUGCUUGGAGACCCUAAUGUUGACAAAGUGCUAGGAGUUAGACUAUCUACCCCUGAAAAUAUUUAUAAUGUUGAACUUCAAAGGGUGAAUCAUAAUUUGUUUCACGAGGAUGUUCGAUAUUUAUCAGUAUCUGUGGACAAAACAGGAAAAACUAUAUUCAAGGAAGAAUAUAAACCAGUUGAUUUACAUAAAAUAGCCAAAUCCAUGAAUUUUUACCACGACAUUAAUUCAGGAACUUUUUUAAACAUCCGAUCUCAUCGCCUUGGUGGAUCUACACCCAAUCAUACCUACGUAGAAGGAGUGUUGUUUGACGAACUAAUGGUUGCACCUCCAAAUGCCGGACGACGCCACAAGAGAGAUUUGUUUGCAGUCAAACACACAUUGUGGAAAAAGGAUAAAGAAGACUCUGAAUUCGGAUAUGAUACUUUAAAUGUUCCUGAUUAUGUUGACAAACUAAAAGUACAUGUACAAGAGAAAACCAAACAGCAAAAAAGUCAUCGACGAAAAAAGAGACAGUACAGAUCUCCGAGGAUAGAACCAGAAUUACUGUUGUUUGUAGAUCAUGCACUCUUCCGAGCCUUUGAAGGAGACUCGAAUGAAUUACUGGAAUAUCUACUUCAUUUCUGGCAUGCAGUAAAUUGGAAGUAUUUGACAAUCACUUUAGCAGGACAAUGGCCUGUUAUCGAUUUGAAAAUCAGGGAAAUUGGUGUUUUUAAAGAACCAAAUGCUCAACCAUUCAUCGAGAACAGUCGUAUAUACAAAGGGAGUAAGCUUUUCUCCUUGUAUGAUGCCAUGGAUAGUCUGCAGAAAUGGUUGAUACGAUACGAGAAUGUUUUACCUGUACACGAUAUCACAUUUUUGCAAACUGGAGAAAACGCUUGUCGUAAAGUCAAGCACCGCGAUACCAUUACUCCAUUCAGUCCAAACGUUUUGACAGCCAUUAGACAAGGAAUGCCUAUCUCAUCCAUGGAUGGACCGAAAGACUCUAAUGAAUGUGUUAAAGGAACUGCAGGUGUGGCCUAUGUUAGAGGAGCAUGCCUGUCGGCUCCAUUGUUACGUGGCAGUGCCUUCAAUUUUGGUAUUGGGGAAGCUUCUACCAGUUUCAACGGAGUCAUCAUAGCAGCACACGAAGUUGGGCACCUUCUGGGGGCUUACCAUGAUGGGGAGUCCGAGGCCAGCACUUGUUCCUCUUCCUCUGGAUUCAUCAUGAGCUACACAAGAGAUGAUUCGUUUAAAUUUAGCAGAUUCUCAGAAUGCUCAAUUCGAAGUUUCCAGAAUUUUCUCAGAAUGGACAGAUCUUCGUGCUUAAUGCAGAGAUCCAGUAAAGAAAGUUUACAAUUUCCAACCACUUUUCCUGGAAAAUACAUGACAUUACACGAACAGUGUAGACGUUUUACUGGAGGUCCACCUUGUGAAGAGGGACCAAAACAGUGUGAACAUUUAUGCUGUGAUGAUCGUCAGGGAGAAUGGAGAUACACGCGAUCCGAGCCUGCAGUAGACGGUACAGCGUGUGGCAAGGCAAAUGUUUGUCUAAAUGGUCAAUGUGUAGCGCUGGAAUCCAUUGGUUAACGGUUGAGGGUUUUAAUUUAAAAUUGUGGUGACAUUCUACAAAAUAGUGCUCCAGGCCAUGUUGAUACUAGUCUUGGAAAGUGAAGGAUCAUCGUCUCAUUAUUUCAGAGGAUUUCAUGAUUUUUAAUUAUGAAAACAUGUGCAAUUUUCCUUCAGGAUUACAGAUCUUCAAGCAUAGGCCUUUGGUUACUCAAGACACUUUUUAAGAGAGUGAUAUGAGAUCCACCGGUUUGUGUUUGCCUGUCAAGAAUGCUUCACUUUCAGACGAACUAACGUUCUCUACUUCAUUUAUUCGUGUAAAUUCUAGCUAUUGAAAUUCUGCAUGGAUAUUUAUAGUGGAAUUAUUGAAUUUCAUCAGAUAGACGAUGUACUGGUGUUUAUUUGAUGGGUUAAGUCACUUUCAACUUACUGUGUGCCAAAGAAUGCGAUAUUUACUGCUUCACUGUAUGAUUUAAAUGUGUUCGUGCAAAAACGUGGUACCAUUUAAGUAAUUCAAAAAUUUUGUUUAGGUAUUUGAUAAUAUAUUUUGCAGUGAAUGACACGGCUUAGGUUUCCUACUAUGUUGAAAAUAUCAUUUAUUAUAUUGUGUGUAUAUACAUACCACUAAUUUACUAAUAUCCCCAUGCAAAAAAAUAUACUGUGGUUUUUUAAAACACAUACAUUAAGAGAAACAUUCUUUUAUAUUACUUUUAUGAAAACUUUAUGAAAUUUUAUCUUUAAAAAAAAUUUAAUUUUUUUCAUAACCUCAUGAGACAAUAUUUAUAAAAAGAUGAUUUGCAUUUAUUCGUGUCUAUCACAGGUAAAAUGUUCACUUGAUUGUCUUAAAAAUACAUUAUUUGUUAUUCUGAACUGACCUUUCCAUUAGCUAACAGGCACCUGUGAUUAAUUUGUUCGAGACAGUAACGAAAUAUUUUGUCACGAUUAAGUAACUCCUCGACAGGACAAUGUUAAGAGAAAAAAAAAAUCAAUCGAUUCACAUUAUGACAAUUGUCACAUUUCAAUGCUUAUUUAUUAUCUGUUAUACUUUGUUUACAAUGGUGAUGUAAAAAAUAAAACUUAAAAU